This is a messenger RNA of Triplophysa dalaica, 1193 nucleotides long. RefSeq lists its product as uncharacterized. The transcript is spliced from 7 exons. The record is from RefSeq and is a predicted model, not a curated record. The coding region runs from base 6 to 1193 and encodes 395 amino acids. Lineage: Eukaryota; Metazoa; Chordata; Actinopteri; Cypriniformes; Nemacheilidae.
CAAUUAUGUAUUUUCUGAGUGCUUUCCAAACAGAUCAUGCCAAGCAAUAUGGUCACAAAAACAUCCGUCCACUUAUGAUCAUAUGUGAUGGAUCCUUCGUGCUCAUGCAUGCCAUUUCACUCAUCUUCUGCCAAACCAACCUCAAUGCCUUGCUCCAAAGUUAUUUUAGAAUUCUGACAGGGAAAGGCACUGCUGAAGACUUUGAUCUGCCUAUACUCCACCGCUGUCUUAGUCAUAUCAUGAAAAAUGCUAAAUCCCUGUGCAAAAAGCAUGCACCAAAAAACUACAAGCUGGCCAUGCAUAUUUUUGGACUUCUGACCACAGCAAGGUCCAUUGCUGAGUUUGAUGAUAUGCUCCUGAGCUGCACUGUCAUCUUCUCAAGCCCAUGCAGCUCAGAAAAUGUUGAAAAACACUUCAACAACAUUCAGGCUUUGUUGACCACUGUAGGAGAGUCAGUGGUUGAUGACAACAGCAUAGUUUCUGAGGACCUUGAGGACACCUUCAGUCAAACGCCUUUUCACAGGCAUUUCAUGGAGGUCAUAGGCACUGCACCCCUCAACAACCAAGGGGAUCCUAAUGUGUACUAUACUGAGACAUUCAUCUCCUCAUUGGCUGCACACUUCUUGAGUCAUGCAGCUCUAUGGACAAGCAUGAUGCUGGGGGACCUGGGCAGGCAUGGUGAAGGACCCCCAUACCAGCUUUUCUCAAAGAAAUUUUCCAAAAUUUCAAAAAAAAAAAAUGCCAGAGGCAGACGACUGAACAGACUUGAUGACUUCAUAAUGACCUGUAAAGACACCCACACUGCACUUCUGAGAGAAUUUAAUGAUGCGGGACGUAUCACUAAACGAAAGGGAUACGGCGACGUGCUUGACUUCGCGGAUCGCUUCUUCGAGACUGCAGGGGAGAUGGUCCAAGAUGAGCAGGAGCAGAUGGUCCUGUUCAAUGGCGGCCUCAACCAUCCUCUGACGCGGGAGGAGAUGCAGAUGCUGAGACCGCUGGGCUUCAACGAACUGAUCAGCCUCUCCACCACCACAGACUGGUCUCCGUGGCAAGCGGUGGAGGAGAAUGUCUUCGGGGUCCUCCUUUGUGGCUUCCAAAAGCUGAAAAAGAAGAGGCAACGGAGGGCAGCCAGGAGUACGGAGGUCCUGAGUGCAAUUGGGUUCUCCAGCUAUGUCUUCCUUGAAGAACCAUGA